AAUAAACUGUUGAGCUGGCUUGUUUUAUAUAGAAACAAAAAUUGAAGUGCUGACAUGUCCUUGAAAUAUCUUUUUAAGUACAGAAUUUUUCUAUUGGGGUUAAUAUCUUGACUCUUCGGACUUUCUCCUUCAGAGACAUGGGAACAACACAAGCCCCACUUACAACAGUCGAGAACAUCCUCAUGACAACUCUUGAAUUGGAAAAACUGAUCUUACCUAGCCAUAUGGCCUGCUGCCUCUGCCAAUUUAAAAAUAAUAUUGAGGUUGUCUGCAAGACAGUGAAGCUACAUUGUGAUGCAUGUAUAGGAAACAGCACAGAAGAUUGUUUUGAAGAAGCAAGUGUAGGAAAUGCGGAGGGAGCGCUCAUGAAGGUAUUACAGGCCCGGAAGAAGCACACGAGCACCGAGCUGACCAUUGAGCCAGAGGUGGACCCAAGAACAAAGGAAAACUAUGUGUUUUUCUGGGAUUGCUCCCUCGCUGAGGAAAAAUCUAAGUGAGGAGAAAGUGAGAUACUCUUGGUUGCUUCUGUCUGGACAGCCACCCUGGUUCCAGCUUCCUGCUGGAGACAAGGACUGGGGGUGUGGUGCAAGAAACAGAUGGUCUACUGAAUAGCUGAAUGUCAGUGGACGUGGCUGGACUGUUACAAGAAGCAAGCAAAUGCCCCAUCUGCUCAGCCUAUCUUGAAAAGCCAAUAUACAUGGAAUGUGGAUGCAUCUUCUGCCUUAACUGCAUCUAUUCACUGCAGAUAGAGCCACAUGGGGAGGAUUUAGUUUGCUAUUUGUGCCCCAUGAUCUCUCAGAAAAACAACCUCAGGCCCAACUGGCAGCUGGGAAAGCUGGUUUCCAAGAUCAAGGAGCUGGAGCCCCAUCUGACAACUAUUCUACAGAUGAACCCAAGGAUGCAGAAAUUCCAUGUGGAUGUGACCUUGGAUAUUGACACAGCCAACAAGUUCCUCCUCAUUUCUGAUGAUCUCAGGAGUGUCCGCUGUGUGUGCAUCACACAGAGUCGACAGGACCUUGCUGAGAGAUUGCAGUUGCCACUUUGUGUCCUGGGUACCCCUCACUUCACUUCUGGCUGCCAUUACUGGCAGGUGGAUGUGGGAAUGAGCACACAAUGGGACCUGGGAGUUUGUAAAGAAUCUGUUCACUGGAAAGGAAAGAUCCAACUGACUACAGAUCUUGGAUUCCGGACUGUGAGUCUGAAGGCUGGAGGCUACUCAUUUGCCAACACAAUGCCUCAGACUGCCCUCUGCUCAGAUACCAAGGUACAGAGAUUGGGGAUUUUUCUGGAUAUGGAUAUGGGCAAUAUUUCCUUUUUUGAUGUAGACAAUGGAUCCCACAUCUUUACGUUCACCAAAGUUUUUGCUGAGGAGCCACUGUGCCCAUUUUUUGCUCCUUCAAUUCCACCUAAUGGUGAUCAGGGUUUCCUGAGAAUCUGUCCUGUGAUGAGCCAAGUCACUGCUGAUCCUCUAGCCCAUCCUGGGGAGCAUGAAUAGACCCCCACGGCAAAGAAAUACUCACAGAAAGUUACUUUGUGGUUAGGCCUAGGCACUUUCUACUUGGUAAAAGUAUUAUACAAAAGUCAUAGUAGAAAAUUUCAUGAAUGUAAUUAAUGUAGUGUAUAAAUUGAGUGCUAAGUACUAAUCAGAUAAUUUAAUUAGUGUGUAUCUAUCUAUCUAUCUAUCUAUCUAUCUAUAUAUUUUUUUUAGACAGAGUCUCACUUUUGUCCACUUUGGGAGAGUGCCGUGGUGUCAUAGCUCACAGCAACCUCAAACUCUUGGGCUCAAGUGAUUCUCUUGCCUCAGCCUCCCGAGUAGCUAGGACUACAGGCACCUGCCACAACACCCGGCUAUUUAUUUUUAGAGAUGGGAUCUCUCUCUUGCUCAGGCUGAUCUCCAACCCAUGAGCUCAGGCAAUCCAUCCGCCUCAGCCUCCCAGAGUGCUAGGAUUAUAGGGCGUGAGCCUCCACACCCAGCCUACCCCACCACAAUCCACUGUAGUUUUAGAUGACUCAAGGAUGAUUGAGUUUUCUGAGUAAAAAUGCAAAACCAUGACUCCUUGGGGGUGGGCUGGGAUGGGAUUAGGUUCUAUAUUUAAGUGAUAGGAUUAAGUGCUCUCUUUUCCUGGGGAACCAUUUUUUGGUUAUUGCUGGUUACUCUGAUGAUUUUAAAUCUAAGCAAAACAUUCUCAAUACUCAAGUCCU
Molecule: messenger RNA, 2202 nt
Organism: Nycticebus coucang (slow loris)
Lineage: Eukaryota; Metazoa; Chordata; Mammalia; Primates; Lorisidae
Product: ret finger protein-like 3
Exons: 6
Coding region: 617-1495 (292 amino acids)
Molecular function (GO): protein binding
Source: RefSeq, a predicted model, not a curated record